This is a messenger RNA of Physella acuta, 6917 nucleotides long. Its product is annotated as rotatin. NCBI's taxonomy places the organism in Eukaryota, Metazoa, Mollusca, Gastropoda, Physidae. Gene Ontology annotation, cellular component: centrosome; ciliary basal body; centriole. Gene Ontology annotation, biological process: centriole replication; centriole-centriole cohesion; ciliary basal body organization. The record is from RefSeq and is a predicted model, not a curated record.
UGGCGGCAUCCGCGACUUGCAAGUAGCUGCUUGAAAGUCUUGUCCAUGAACCAUAGAUGCAUGAUGCAUUUAUUUACUAUUUUAUACAGCGUUUUUUAAAUAAUAUAUAAAUAUAAGCAUUGACGUCUUAACAAUGUCGGCAAAUUUGAGAAGAGACGUUGACUUCAAUGGUCUAUUUCGUAAAUUAGGGCAUCCGCUGGAAGAGAUUCGUGUUAGAGCCUUAUCAAAUAUCCAGUCUAAAUUGGAACAUAAGCUCAUUUGCUAUGCCGACAUUGUGCAUGAAAAACAGCUAUAUGUUCGUCUGCUUGAGUGGUUUAACAUACCAGAUUGUACUCAUAAAACUGAAGUUUUGAGUCUUCUAAAUCAGUUGGCGCAGCAUUCCCCCGGAGCACAACUGCUGCAGGAUAUAGGCGGCAUUGAGUUCUUGUCACAGCUGAGGUGCGACAUUGAGCCCUGUCACAGACCAAUCAUUGAUCAGAUUCUAGAGAGCACCAUGCACCUGCCAGAUCAAGAGUCGCACGUCCAUGCACCUGAGUGUAUCUAUCACAAGCUGAGGGACAGUGCUGUGUGGGGAGCAAGUACACUGACAACAGAAGACAAAUCCCACAUGUCAGAGUCCCUGGGCUCACGUCUGACGACCAACUUAGACAGACUGAGUCAGUACGUACCAGGUGGGCCCAGCUAUUUCACAAACGGCGCUACCCAGAGGGUCCCCCCUCAACACAGGGAGGAGAAUGUGGGGACAGAACAAAGUUUAUUCAACACGAAGGAUUACAAUGCAAAUAUCUUUCGUUUGUCAACAUUUCCUUGGUUACCGUUGACAGGAAUAGAUCAGCAAGUCAUAACAUCAACCAACAACUCGCUCCAAACCAAGGAUUCUGCCAUGCUCAUUGGGGCUUGUGAGUUUUUGGCUGAUGUCGUCUUCCAAGAUUUUCCUGCAGAACUUUUUCUUCAGAGGCCAGGCAUUCUUAAAAACCUUCUCUCCCUGCUGUCUUUACCUACUGCAUCAAGCCAGCCAGUUGUGACACAGUCAUGCCAAACUCUCACCAUAUUUAUCAAAUGUCUGCAGGCUCGGAUACGCUAUUUCCAAGAUUCCUCCAUGUACAUAUCUAAACAUGAUUUCACCUCCAGCAACUCAACCAUUUCCUCGUCCUCCAGUAGUCGUGGGGACGGCCCUCUCUUGCCCCAGGGUCAGCAGUUCAGUUGGUGUGACCGGCGGCAUAGAGGGGAUGGACAGGAUGGUGACAGCUCCUCUUCAGCAAGCGGAGCUUCCAGUGUUGUCCCUGACCCAGACACUGACCUUGACCUGGAGGAAGGGACACGCCUGCAGCACCAACAGCUGACCCUGCCCCAGUUCUGUGUGGCCUUGCUGCAGAGGAUCCUGCCGCAGUUGAAGACAGAUGAUGAGGCCCUGGGUGUGAGGCUGCUGGAGCUUCUGGCGGAGGUUGUCACAGUUCUCUCUUCUGUGCUGGACGCAAGCUUCUGGGCUGAUGAUGAGAGCUCAGCUAAAGAUAUGGUGGACAGGCUGACAGAUUGCAUGGAGGUGAUGGCGGAGCUGAUGGAGUCUCACCACCACCACCACACCCAGUCACUGCCUGCUGAUGCCAGAAGUUUGAGCAGGGAAGACCUGGCUACUCACAGGGUCCUGUUCAUGGGUCUGGUGACCGUCGUCACCAAAUUUUUGACCAUGAUUCCUCUAGAAAAGAUGGACAGAGUCCUUCCAGAAAAGCUCAAGUCCUGCUUGUACACAAUCAUUUACGACGAGCCUCUUGCUGUGGUGUAUCCUCGAUGUCGAGCUGUCUGUUUAACCAUUGGCCAGACCCUGGGCCUGUCUGUACCACUGGACUAUCAGCAUGCUGUGGAUAUCUGUCACUCAAUGGCCAACACCUGUUUGUUUUGUUUACAAGUGGAGGAUAAACAGCGUCCUACAUCCGAAUUGGCCAGAUUGGCUUGUGAUGGGAUCCGCAGUCUGAACUAUCAUCUGUACUUCCCAUUUGUGUCCAAGUUUGUCAAGUUUAUUUCUACGAUUUGCAGCAGUAAAAAAACAGACCAAGGUGUCAUCACCCAAUGUACUGGUGUUUUACUUCAACUAAUGUCCUAUCCUGUAGAUUCUGUUAGGGAAGUGUGUUACGCAACCAUCCUGGAUACUAUCAAGAGUUGCCUUCAAGUGAGCUAUGCUGUGAUGCCAGAGUCUAAAGCAAGUUUCCAGGCCAAAUUUAUAAUGAACCCCGACAUCCUCUAUGAACUGGUUUCUUUUGGAUUAUCUGACACACUGGAAAAGGUUCGGACGUCCUCUUGUGAGACCCUCCACCGUCUGCUCCAGUCCCAGCUGCUGAUGUCUGAAGGUCUGUGGCAGGAGUUCAUCUUGUCACUGACCAAAUCCCUGCCAGUUUUACAGUCCUACACUGACCAGAGUACAUCACUAGGUCGUGGUCUGUGGUACAUGCUGGACCCCACUACCACCACACACAACCUCUCCCUUCUUGACAAGCUGCGAGGGGUUCUACGCCUCUUCUUCCUGGCUGACAAGAAACUGAGGCUGGAGGCUGCCAAACAUCUGAAGUGGUUUUUGUGUAACGAGCAGAAUGUGGAGAACAAACUACCCAGUGCUUUUGACCUUGACCCUUCCAGCUUGUCAUGUGACCUUGUGACACUGACCACCCAGCUGGUGGAGGAGGACACCAGCAGAUCUGUAUUUAAGGAGGAGGGCAUGGUUCAAGUGUAUGACAUCUUUACCUCUGACCCAGUUGACCCAGGGGUCAAAAAGUCUGCAGGUGACCAACUGGCCAUCAUGAUGAAAGAUCCUUAUUUACAUGCCAAGUUUAAAUCAAAAGGUGGGGCAGAGAUGGUGUGUUCUAUAAUCCAACAGGCAGUGAACAAGGUGGACACUGAGUCCAAGAAGGACUUGACCCCCUACCUGCCAGCAUGCCUGUCUAUCCUGCGCUGCCUGACCCACCAUGAUUACUCACUCCGCCACAGCCUGGCUAGAGACAGUGACCUCUACUAUGCUUUAAUCAGAGUUUCCCUCCUUCAUCCCAAACAAGAUUCCAUCAAGAUGGAUGUGUCACAUAUUUUAACUCUCCUGCUCUUUGAUGAGGUCUCUAAGUUUGAUGUUGGGUUUGGGGAGUCUCAGGUUCCUGGCACCAAGUUCAGUCUACCUGCCCAGGUGAUUCAAAGGUACCGCCUGCCAUUCCUGCCCCAAAGUCACCACACCUACAGCCCCAGCAGUCUGACACUGCCAGAUGACAGCAGUGACAUCAUGACGACCAGGGGACCAAAGGAAAUGAUGAAGGUUGCCUGGAAUGUGGCCUGGCACGGUGGCCUUGACCCACUUGUUGAUUCCUUCGGUACACAGCUCUUUACUGAGACAAAUAAGGACUUCAGCCCCGCCCUGACCCUAACCCCAGUAGAGCAGGUGGUGCUGGAGACCUCCAACAUCCAAUGGCUGCUCAGGUCGAGGGUGGAGUCUAUCAGACAAGCCACCUCCCACCAGGCGGUGACCUCAGCCAUCAACCAUAUGAUGUCCUACACAGCCAUCUUCAAGAUUCCAGCCCUCAGCAACUUCUUCACUGGGCAGGAUUGGUUCUCAGUGCUAGACAAGUUCCUGACUGUCACGCCCACCUCCAGCUCAGACCAGUCCCUCCUCCUGCAUGUCCUAAAGUUCAUUAGCUCCGUCCUACCAUUUCCUAAAGGACAAAGUCCUGUGCUGACUUGGCUCCUGGACAAACUCUACUGUCCAUCUGGUCCACUGAUUAGUUUGUUAAGUCAGUCAGUGGCUGCUGAGCAGGGGACCAUUCACAGAGCACUGACCAAGGUACUCCUGCAGUAUGUCACCACCAUCAACCUUUCACUGCCCUACCAGCUUCAACAGAGGUACAAGUCUGUGCGGAUGAGAGGUGAUCUGGUGCGCACCUUACAGCGCGGUCUCAAUGUUACAGAUGCUCCUCACUUUUACAACCUGGCAUCACUGGAGGGCACACUGACCUGCCUUCUGCACAUCACUGCCAGGCCAGGAUGGAGUGCUGAAACAUCUGACUGCGAGGCUCUGGUGUUAUGUAACCAGCUGCUCAAAAAUUUGUUGGAGGUCGUCUGGUCUUUUCACGUUGGCCGCGGAGGGGCGUCCCAGUCCUACAUGGGUCGCGGGGUCACAAAGUCUGGCAGCCUGUGUCUGCUGCACCUGGUCUUUGAGAUGAGCUCUGUGGCUGAAGAUGAGAACUGGGUGAAGAGUUGGCUGUACAGGAAACAGAAUGAUGGCACGGAGAACGGCUUUAACUGGCUGCUGACACUGUGGGCUUAUAGGGACUCAGAGGUGCGGGCAGCUGGCCUUGGUAUUGCAGCAGGCUUGACCUCUACUGAAGCAGGUCGUCUACUGAUGACAGCUAACUGUAAACACAUCCCAGGUGGCCUGUGGGGGGCAGCAUUCAGCGUCCUCCUGGACCCUCAGGAGUGCUGCAUGGUUCGCCAGCAGGCGGGGUACAUUUUAAUUAACCUGACGUCACAGGCCAUGCCCAGUGGUCAGGUGGAGACAACUGAGGGGACCUGGCACGGCCCUCUGGUCAUUGACCCUGAUUGCCAGCUGAUGUUGACCGGUACAGAAGCACUGAGGGCUCUCCUAGAACACACCAGCCUGUUUGCCUGUGUGGCCCAGCUGCUUGACUCCCUCUACACCUCGUCCCUGAUACAACCUGUGCUGGUCUCUACAGACCUGGAGGACACAGACUCUACAUUCAGUACCACUGACAGCAGAAGUGAUGCCCCAACAGGGAGAACAGCGCAGACGACGGUGUUAAGUUUAUCAGCUAGUCUCACGCCCAACCUCACACCCAGGUCUAAACAAACAACAUCAACAGACAGGAGCAAAGUGUCCACGCUGGACAGCACGCUGACCAACACUCUGUCCACAAAUACUGAGGCGUCAGUCAACUCACAAACUGAAGAAUCUCAAAGCAUAGCCACACCAGGUCUUGUUUGCUCCAUGGUCAAGCUUCUAUCUAAUGUCCUUCACCUGACGCCCCAGUAUUGCCUGGAACAGAUGAGGCAACACUCGUUAAUGACAGCCCUCGUUAGCCUAGUGACCACAGACAAAAUUCAAUCUUUGUGUAAUGAAUUAUCCAGUCGUGUGACCGGGUCAUCUAGUGCAUUGACCCUGCUGGACAUUCUACAGAUGUUUGAAUCCAUUGUUGAUUUAUUAUCCGCUUUGGUUACCAUGGAUACCAAUUCGAGGAUUGAGCUGUUGGGAAAGAAGACAGCUCUCACAUCUUUGGCUUCACUUCUGCUGUUACAGUGGCCAGCACAAGAUGAUGUGGGCGACAUGUUUGCCAGCUUGGCCAAUAGUGUGCUCAAACUUCUGUGUAGGCUGCUACAGCACCGUGACCCCAUGGCCUUGCAUACAUUGACAGCCAUUUUGGGACCUAUUUGGUCUCCUUUAAUUGAAUCCCUGUGCCUGAUGCUGGAUGACAGUAGCUCUGACCGCCAGAGCCUGCAGGCCUCAUGCCUAGACUUCCUGGCCCUGCUCCUGUGUGAGGAGAGCCGCUCUCUGGUCAAAACUCCAAACAAACUGCUGGACAUUGCCUCAGUGGCGGAGCUGCUGGACGCCUCAUUAAAUAAUGAGGAGAGCGGGGAGGUUUGUAAAGAUGUGAGGACCACUGGUCAGAUGCUCUCAAAAGUUUUCCUGCAUCUCUUUGACGUGGCCACCAAGGUUGAGAUAGAGGAGAAAGUCCUUCAGGACGUGAGCAGAACGUUGAAGGUCAUCAGUGCUUUCAAGGUUCUGCUCAGUGUGUCACAGUCUGCUAAAUUAUACGCUCUGGAAGGUGGUCUGGUAGAGUUGACCAUAGAGCAUAUCAAAACAACCCAUGCUCAGCUGAACCUCAACACUCUGAAUAUGCUGAGGACAGGAGGCAAAAGGGAAGAAGUGUUGAUCCAAGAGCUGAUCCUAGUUUUUGAUUUUCUGCGUAACUUUAUGUACAACAACACUAGUGUCAAGGUUGCUUGCUACCACAGUGGUCUGACAGUGGUGGUCCAGAAGAUGUGGUCCUGGUGCCAGUUAGAAGGGGAGCUACUCACAUCAGUUUUAUCUCUGCUGGCCUGCUACACUGCCCAUUGUAACUCAGCUGCUGCCUCCAUAGCAAGCCCCACCUCUGUGCUGACCACAGGGAAGCAGGCCCAGGGCACCAUAUUCCACUCCAUUCUCAAGCUGGCCCAGAGGGAGCUGGACAGGGAGGAAUGUUCCCCUGUGCUGCAGUUGACUUUUUCUUUACUCACAACCCUUGUCAUCAACUCAGACUGUAGAAAUCUGCUAUGGAAGAGUACCUUCCUGCAUCAGUUUUCCCAGCUCAACCCACGCAAGAAACGUGUCAAGGUCAAAGUUGCCAUAGACAUUCUCUGGUGCCAGCUCCUAACUGCCUUGUCAUUUAGUGUUGACGGGCAGCAGAUCAUUCUAAAAAUACCAGAGGCUCUAACAGUGUUGAUAGAGCUGAUGGAAGCAGGAUCCAAACAGUGCCAGCACAGUGCCACCCUGACCAUCAGGAACUUGUGCUGCCACGCUGGCAACAAGCCCAAACUUCUGGCCUCAGACAAACUUAUUCCAGUACUGAUGCAGCGGAUAGAAAAUUCAUGUGAUCACAGAACACAGCUGAUUGCCACAUCAGCUCUGUGGGCUCUCAUCAACAACCAUAAGGCUCGCGUACAGGUCAAGUCUGCAAACAUAGCUCUACGUCUGGUUGACCUUCUACAGAAUCUUCAAAACUCUGGUAAUGGCUCAGGUACCAUAAAGAAAAGUUGUGAGAAUAUCAAGGCUAUCAUCUCCGCUAUACGAACAUAAUGAAUUGAAUCCAGACACAGUUAAGAUCAGAUAGUUGAAAUUUAAUUUAACUUUUUUUAUGUAAUGUAAAUAAACUUCUUCAUAUCUCAAGAAGUGC